Suillus plorans is the source of this 997-nucleotide messenger RNA. RefSeq lists its product as uncharacterized. Lineage: Eukaryota; Fungi; Basidiomycota; Agaricomycetes; Boletales; Suillaceae. The coding region runs from base 1 to 798 and encodes 265 amino acids. The transcript has 4 exons. The record is from RefSeq and is a predicted model, not a curated record.
AUGAGACUGGAACGAUUGAGCACAACGUUUAAACUCCGCCUGAAGCCCUGCCGAAGGGGCCCAGAGUCUACCAUUUAUCCCAAGCAUUGGGGCGUAGACGACAGUUGGGCCACCCAACCACAUACAGACUUGUCGUAUCCCUUACCAGACAAUGAUACCACCAAAAAGUUUAGUGUUUCCUCUGGUAUCACUGGAAGAAUAAUGGAGUUGAGAGACCACCAUGUACAUCUGCUGGAGUUCCUCCUUUCUAACGGAACUCGUAUCGGCAAUAUAAAGGACCUAGAAGUACUUGAGCGGAUCUCGGUCCGUUACUCCCCACUCAGAUACUCAACAGCGGGCCAAGCCACGAGUGUCUUCGAAGCAGCACUCAUCAAGGCCGUUCAGCUUGCCCCGCCUUCUUUGACGCUAUCCACCCGUAUCUUUAACACUGGUUCUUCAUCAGCGACACAGUCUAUGGAAGAGGUUUCCGGCCUUUCGAAUCCAACAGAGAACGGUACUCCCGAACAGAUUGUGAUGAAGAAGGGUUCUUUGACGUCGCCAAUGUUAUUAUCGUUGCGCGGGGUCAAGAUGGAAAAUGGACGAUCGGACCUGGAUGCAAUGUUCAAAGAAGAGGUUAGCGUGGCCUCGGGGAGCGAGGACGUUCCUGAAAUGGCCGGUCUUGGUGUAAGUCUAUGUCUGGGUACAAGUCUUGGUACAGGUGGCGAUGCUCUGACGGAGUUUGAAGACGCCGGCACUCCUACGAGCAUGGCUGACUCAUCACCUACCCGCGGGCCAGGUGAAAUUGACGCGGCACUGUAACAAAUUCCUACGUACAGAUCAUGUUUACACAACUUCAUAUCGCAUUCCAAACACUUUGAAUCAUCGUUAAUGAUCAACAUAUGAGUGUCUGCCUGCGUACAGCCUCUAUAGUGCUGUAUUCACCUCUCACCAAAUUUACAGUGCUUGUCCUCUGCGUUCAUACUACUAGUAUGCAUCUUGCGCGUCAGUCCUAUAUUGU